This is a messenger RNA of Schistosoma margrebowiei, 591 nucleotides long. The record is from the annotation of a GenBank genome assembly. Lineage: Eukaryota; Metazoa; Platyhelminthes; Trematoda; Strigeidida; Schistosomatidae.
GUAAAGAUAGGAGUCCAUUUUAAACCAUCUGCACAUAAAUUUCAUCAAAAUUGUGACUUUUUACUGCUGCUUAAUGUAAAGCUGAUUUGGUAAAGUUUCUUUUAUUCCACUCACGACUCAUUGGACACAUAUCUUUCGAUCGCGAAAAAGAAACUGUAUGCUACAACAUGUGGUUCUGAGGUGCCCUAAGCAAAAUCGGUUUUUCAAGCAUCUCUCAUCAAGUUUAACUGUCAAACAAGAUGGACGACGAAAUGAGCGAAUAUCUAAACAAAAUGCAAAUCAAAGAAACAUCUGAAUUGUAUGUUCGAUGCAGUACAAUAUGUUUCGAUCGAUGUGUUAGCAAUUUUACUUCACGCAAAUUAAAUGAUAAGGAGGUAUGGUUUCAUUUCAUAUCGAGGACCGAAUGCGUCAAUAAAUGUACAGAAAAAUUCGCCAAAAUGAACCAACGUUUAACACUUAGACUAUUUGAGUUGAAUCGUGAAGAAUUAGUUAAACAGUGAAACAAAAUCAAAUAUUCACCUCAGUAGCUGUACAUAAAUUUGUUGACCUCGUUUUAGAGUUUUAUCUUGUUGAAUAAAACUUCGAGUUUUG